AGGAACGAAUCUAUGGAAGCCGCCACUUUCACGUGCAGUGUUCGGAGGUCAGGUGGUCGGCCAGGCGUUGGUUGCAGCAACCAAAACAGUAAAUGAAAACAUGCAUGUCCACAGUCUGCACUGCUACUUUGUUAAACCAGGGGACAAUACAGUUCCUAUUAUUCACCAUGUCGAUCGUGUGAGAGAUGGGAAGAGUUUCUGUACACGUUCUGUCAAAGCCCAACAAAGAGGACAAGCUAUUCUUACCAUGCAGGUGUCGUUCCAUCAGACAGAGACAGGAGGAUUUUCCCACCAGUACAACAUGCCAGACGUCCCUAAACCAGAUGAACUCCUCAGUGCAGAUGAACUCGUCCGGAAAUAUCUAGAAAGUCCAAAGGUGCCAGAGAAAUUGAGAGCAACAUUUGAGAGGGCUCUUGCUUAUGAAAUACCAAUUGAAUUCAAACCUGUCAACCCAUUUACAUAUUAUGCUAGAAGAUUGGGAACUAAAAAGGCAUUUGAAGCAAAGCAAUGCGUUUGGGUGAGGGCCACUGGAUAUAUCGGUGAAGAUCCAGCCGAGGCUCACAUGAAUCUUCAUCGUUGUGUAGCUGCGUAUAUAUCUGACUGGUCUCUGCUUGGUACAGCUUAUCUUCCUCAUCCAAGGUUCAAAUCUGGAAUCAUCGCCUCCCUCGACCAUUCCAUGUGGUUUCACACUCCAUUUAGAGCGGACGAGUGGAUGUUGUAUGAAUGUGAGAGCCCACAAGCAGGAGGCAACCGAGCUAUGGUAUCUGGUCGUCUAUGGCGGGAAGAUGGUACAUUAGCUGUCACCGUGGCACAAGAAGGACUUAUACGACCUUACGAUGAGAAACAUGACAAGGCAAAACUUUAGGAGAAUUAGAAAAUUAUAACAGCUACAACUUUAUAAAAGUCUGAAAUUGACAUUCCACUGCAGAUGUUAAAACAACAAUUAAUACUAAUGUAAAUUAUUACCAGUCUUUGAAAUGGAGGAAUAUCACAAAGGACAAUUCAAGUCUGAGAUAUAAAAUGGCAUGGCUCACGACUCUCUCAAGAUAUGGAAUAUUUUAUUAGAUCUCUUGAAAUU
This is a messenger RNA of Owenia fusiformis, 1078 nucleotides long. The record is from the annotation of a GenBank genome assembly. NCBI's taxonomy places the organism in Eukaryota, Metazoa, Annelida, Polychaeta, Sabellida, Oweniidae.